UCCUGCCUCAGUACAAGUCUGACUUCAGCAGGGAUCGAGCUGCACACUUGGAUUACACUCAGACGUCACAGAGGAGCACAACAGGGCAGCACUCAGCGCCUCACCAUGGGGAGCAGCAUGUCAUGUGUCCCGCAGCACAACUUCAGGUUCUCCAGUAAAAGUUUCAUACGCAGGAACAGCAGCCGUCUAUUUCGCAAGAACAAUCCCCAAGAGGGACAAGAAAAGUCAAACAGCAUCAUCAAUAUCCUGUGCACCGUUACCCCCAGGAAGGAAAUGUCUUCAAAAGAUCUGCAGACGAUAGAGAACAUAAAAUGGGAUCCUCAGUUCCCAUAUGACCUGGCCAGUGGAUGGAAGAAAAGCAGCAUCAAUGUGAAGAAUUACGGACGGAUGAUCCACAGCUCUAAAGUUCGCUUUCGCUUCGUUCACUGCCAGGAUGUACACGACUGCUACCUGGAUCUCUUUCAGACGCAUCUUCAUUUUGUCUCCAACAACACAACGGGACUCACAUACCAGGGCACACUUCCGUUGAAAGACAUCACAAUCCGCAAUCUGCAGCAGAACUGCAACCACAGUCAACCUCAGGAAUUUGCCUUUCAAAUAAACGGUGUCAGCCUCAACCCCAUCAUCGUCUACUGCGCCAGUCAACAAGAAAUGGACCUUUGGUUCGGUCUGCUCAAAGAGAACAUUGAGGCCAACGGAGGCAGUGCCAUCGCACCAGAAAACUACACCAGAGUCAAAGUGAGCCAGGACAAGACUCCCAACGGCAGGGAGGAGCUGAGGAACUCCGUCAACAAAGAGCCCAUCCACGAGUGGGAGGGCUCCCAGCGCGACAGCCUGGGGCCCAUCUCGUAUGUGACCAAAGUGCGACUGCAGCACCUGCCGUGCCAGGAGCAGAGCGACAGACUUCUGGUGAUGUAUCCAUCAACGCUCAUCAUCCUCUCGGAGGAGAACGAUGGCCUCUUCUAUAAGGGGAAACUUCCACUCAACAUGAUUACAGUGACCACGCCCUGCCAAGACAUCAAGCCCAACACCUUAUGAUUGAAGGUAACUGAGUCAGAAGCUAUCAACCCCAUAGUGGUGUCUUGUCUGGACAGGACGGUCUGCGACUGGAUCCAGCAAUUCAAAGCUGCUGACGUGCCCGUUUUGAGCCCGCCACCCCCAGUUUAUGACAUCAUCUACACGCCAACCCAGAAAGAGGCUCCACAGUUUGACAGGUGGAGCGGACACAGCCAAGGAAAACCCGACUCCCUGAAGCUGAGCCAGUCUCAGAGCAGCCGCGCGUCGCACAGCCUUCAGUUCAGCAUUCACCAAGACAACACUGUGUCUCCAGGAUACGCCCAACCCCUCUGUUACAGCUCCAGCCGCCCCGCCUCCAUGGAGACGGCCCGCCUGGGCAGCAGGAACAACAGCGUGCUGUCCCACAGCAGGCCCGAGCACGACCUGCGACCUCCGUCGCUUCGCUACUCCCCCCAGCGCAGCUCGUACAUCCAGCCAGCCAAGAGCUCGGCUGCGUCUCAGAUCUACAGCACGCCGUACUCGCCCCUGCGGCAGGAGAAAGCCACCCUGGUCAAGUCUAACAGCUGGAGCACCCCUCAGACGUCCCUCAGCUACUCCCUGAACGUCCCUCAGCGUCACUCAGACAUGAGCACCACCCGCCAGCCCCUGUCGCCGCUCUAUGAUGAACCCUGCAGCCCUGAAAUCUACUCCCUGGACGAGGCCAAGCCUGUGCAAAACUGGCAAGACAUGAUACAGCAACACCACCAUCAUCUGGGCCCCCAACCCCUGCCCACCUCCUUCCAACUCCACACCCCUCCCACGGGCAGACACUGCAGGAGGAGUCUGGUUCUGACCAACUCCCAGGGCCAGGCCAUGGACGUGCAGACGGGACCCGCUCUGAGCCAGGUGGAGCAGAGAGCCGAGGCCGUGUCCAGGCUGAAGCUGCUGCCUGCACCGGGCCGAGUGCACGAUCAGAAACUCAUCCCAUCGCGCUGUUUGAGGAACAACUUCCAGAUGCCGUACGGUUACUCACCAGACCGCCACUCGUACCUCGAACCCACGGAACCAGACGACCAGGAAAUAGAUUAUGACAACAUUUGGGAGUAUGACUGCGACACCGGAAUGAUUCAACCAACGUGUGGAGUUUCGACACAGUUGACAGGAUUAAAUUUGGGGGCCAGAGGCCUCGGUGCUAUGGCAACGCCGCAGAAAUGGUCAUAAAACCAAACAACAGGCUGCCACCCGUCUGGACGUGUGCAAACAGCAGAUCUGUAUCAGAAGGAUAAUUAAAGCCGACGAUUGCAGCUCCUGCGGUAUGAACCACCAAUCCAGUGGCGUUUCUGCAGGAAUGAGAGGAACCGGAUGCAACCGGCACGUUUUCUGAUUGACAUAAAAUACAGACAGCCUCCAUUUCUUUGAUAUGUAGCAUUAAAUAAAGAGGACAGCAGCGUGCACAUUAUUAUUUUUGUAAAAUAUUAUUGCUGAUGUUUCUUAGCUCUCAUUUUAUUUUUUUAAUAUAAGAGUUUUUGAGCAUGCUAUCCAGUUUACCAAAUGUUAUUUUUCCUAGCUGUAGCUAUAAAAAGCAUUCCGUCAAGGCUUGGUAUAGUAAAGCAUGUAUUUAUUUGUAAAUGUUGUACAUUUAUUAUUUUAUUGCAUUAUGUUACAUAGAUGCAGCACUGCUGCAGAGUACUGAUACUGUACUUUCAUUUGUGAUUGAAGUGUGUGUGUGUGUUUUCUAAUAUAUGGAAAUAAAAGUAGAAAAGUAAA
Molecule: messenger RNA, 2763 nt
Organism: Thalassophryne amazonica
Lineage: Eukaryota; Metazoa; Chordata; Actinopteri; Batrachoidiformes; Batrachoididae
Gene: plekhn1
Product: pleckstrin homology domain containing, family N member 1
Biological process (GO): 3'-UTR-mediated mRNA destabilization; positive regulation of apoptotic process; response to hypoxia
Cellular component (GO): mitochondrial membrane; cytoskeleton
Molecular function (GO): phosphatidylinositol phosphate binding; cardiolipin binding; phosphatidylserine binding
Source: RefSeq, a predicted model, not a curated record